Messenger RNA from Phyllostomus hastatus (greater spear-nosed bat), 6299 nucleotides. RefSeq names its product GEN1 Holliday junction 5' flap endonuclease (gene GEN1). NCBI's taxonomy places the organism in Eukaryota, Metazoa, Chordata, Mammalia, Chiroptera, Phyllostomidae. Bases 863 to 3547 code for a protein of 894 amino acids. Gene Ontology annotation, molecular function: four-way junction DNA binding; 5'-flap endonuclease activity. The transcript has 14 exons. The record is from RefSeq and is a predicted model, not a curated record.
UGGGCUCGACCACCGCUGGACGCAGGGUGGUGUGUAGGGGGGUGCUGAUUUGCCUAAGUGAAAGGGAAGAUUACUCCGAGGCCCCGGCAACAGCUCUACGCAUGCGUGUAGCGGACCGGCAGGGAGCCUGCGGCCGGGUCGGGGCACGGGACAGUCACUUCCCGGAAGAGGCGGGACCGUGUCUGAGAAGGCGCGGAAUUUGAAGUGCUUCCAGGAGCUUUCCGGGUCACGGUACCGAGCUCCAGACGUCUCAGCUUGGGAAAGGAAAGAAGUUUUCCUUUACGUAUUUUCUUCUUAGGAGAAUACUAAACUCAGAAACCUGGAAGCAGCUGUAUUAAAGAUUCAAGCCAAACUGGUACGCGACGGAGGGACGUCUCCCAAAACCAAGGAAAAAGGGUGUUCUGGGUAACCAUGUGAAAAAAUGUAUUCUCAGUCACUGCUAAAGAGGAUGUAGAAAACAAGAGGAAAGAGCCUACAACCAUACCACCCUGAAUGCUUCUGAUCUUGUCUGAAAAGAGGAAAGAACGAAGAAGAACAAGAGACCAUUGACAUUUGAGUUACAUUAAAUUUAAAGAUAACUAUUUUUCAGUACUGUAGAGAAAUGCUUAUUUGAUGACACACAAAUUGCUUUUCAUUUGUUAGUUGCAUCCACGUUUUGUAGCCAGUAUGUCAUUUACCACCAUUUUUAAUGUUUUAGCCAUUCUCGGUUCAUUCCAAAAAGCUGACUAAUGAAAGAAUAAGGAGAAUCCUCUUUAUGAAUUAUUCUUGACCAGCUUGUAAUAUAUGUUUUAAUUCCUGUUCUGAGCUUCUGUGCCCUUUGCAAAUUUUUGAAAAGUGUGUCAAGUAACUGCACAUAACGAGAAUGGGAGUGAAUGACUUGUGGCAAAUUUUGGAGCCUGUUAAGCAACAUAUUCACUUGAAUAGUCUUAGUGGGAAAAGCAUUGCAGUUGAUCUGAGCCUCUGGGUAUGUGAAGCACAGACAGUCAAAAAAAUGAUUGGAGCCGUCUCGAAGCCCCACCUCAGGAACUUAUUUUUUCGUAUCUCACAUUUAACACUAAUGGAUGUAAAGUUGGUAUUUGUUAUGGAAGGGGAGCCCCCAAAACUGAAAACUGAUGUCAUGAACAAGAGGAAUCAGAUUCGAUAUGGGCAUUCUGGAAAAACAUGGUCUCAGAAAACAGGGAGAUCGCAUUUUAAAUCAGUGUUAAGAGAGUGUCUGGAACUGCUGGAAUGCUUAGGCAUCCCCUGGGUCCAGGCUGCGGGGGAGGCUGAAGCCAUGUGCGCCUACCUCAAUGCCCACGGUCACGUGGACGGCUGCCUCACCAAUGACGGGGAUGCUUUCCUUUACGGGGCUCAGACUGUUUACAAGAAUUUCACCAUGAACACUAAGGACCCUCAUGUUGACUGUUACACAAUGUCAUCCAUCAAGAGUCAGAUAGGUUUGGAUAGAGAUGCUCUGGUUGGACUAGCGAUAUUACUUGGCUGUGAUUAUCUUCCAAAGGGGAUCCCUGGCAUUGGAAAAGAGCAAGCAUUAAAACUUAUACAGAUUUUGAAAGGGCAGAGUUUACUUCAGAGGUUUACUCAGUGGAGUGAAAAAUCUUGUUACUCUGAUCAACAACCGGUAGCUACUAAAAAACCGGCUCAUUGCUCUGUGUGCUCCCAUCCAGGUUCACCUAAGGAUCAUAAAUGUAAUGGGUGCAAAUUUUGUCCAGCUGGCCAAUGCUGUGAACCACAUGGUUAUGAACACUGUUGUCCUUGUGAGUGGCACCAAGCAGAGCACGAUAGGCAGCUGGUUGUACUGGAGAACAAUAUUAAGAAAAAAGCUUGCAGUUGUGAGGGAUUCCCAUUCCAUGAGGUUAUUGAAGAAUUUCUUUUGAACAAGGAUAAAGUGGUGAAAGUAAUCAAGUACCAAAGACCUGAUUUAUUAUUGUUUCAGAGAUUUACUCUUGAAAAAAUGGAAUGGCCCAAUCACUAUGCAUGUGAAAAAUUGUUGGUACUUUUGACCCACUAUGACAUGAUAGAAAGGAAGCUUGGCAGAAGGAACUCUAGUCAACUACAGCCAGUUAGAAUUGUUAAAAACCGGAUCAGAAAUGGAGUUCAUUGCUUUGAAAUAGAAUGGGAAAAGCCUGAACAUUAUACUAUAGAAGAUAAAAAUGGAGAAUUAACUCUACAAACAAUAGAAGAAGAGUCAUUAUUUGAAGCAGCUUUUCCAGAGAUUGUUGCUAUUUACCAAAAGCAAAAGUUAGAAAUUACAAGGAAGAAAAAGGAAAGCAUAAAAACUAAGCCUAAAGAAAACAAUUUGCCAGAAGCAGAUGAUAAGAGUUUUCAGUCACUUACAAAUUUAAAACCCACCUAUGAAAUCUCUUCUGAACAAAAUUCCCAGUUAAAUUUGGAAAUUUUCCCUCAUUCUACAUUACCCCAGGAAUCAGUUUCUGCAUCAUUAGACAGCUUGCCUUUAUCGGCAGAUGGUCUCUGUUUGAAUACACAAGAGCAUUUCAUAUCCGCUUCAAGACCUUUGGCUACUCAGCAAAUUAAAGCUGUCAGUAAGUCUCUGAUUUCAGAAUCUAGUCAACCCAAUAGCUCAUCCCACAAUGAGUUGGCAGUAGCUGAUCUGCACUUGAGCACCAUUGAUUGGGAAGGAACUUCUUUUAGUAAUUCUCCAGUUAUUCCAAGGAACUCUUGCUCUCAUGGUUUAAAAUCAGAGCUUCAAACAGCCAUCCCUGAUAGCUUUAAAACUAUCCCAGGACAGUUGUCAUGUGAUAACGUGUUGGAUCGGGAUCUUCGAAAGACUAAACCUGAGGAGCAUCUACUUUCUGGCAUUACUGACUUAUGUCUUCAGGAUUUGCCUUUAAAAGAACGAAUACUUGCAAAAUCAUCACAUCCUCAGGAUAAUGUACAACCAGAUACGGACCUGAAAACUUUAUCUCUACUCACAGUAAAAGAAUCUUGUAUUGCUAACAGUAGUUCUGUUUAUCCAUCACAUCUUUCAAAGGAUCUUCUGGGAAUUUACUUGCCAAAUGAAUCUAGAAACUCUGAAGUUCUGAAAGGAAACCAGCUGUUCCAAGAAAACUAUAAAGUGAAUACUUCUGUACCUCAUUCUAUCAAAAACAUGGUAGUAAAGACCUCUGAUGUUAAGGCUGAACCAUCAAAUACGUCUUUUGAUCACAGUAGAACAGUUGAUUUGAAAACCACUCAGAAUAUUGUAAUGAGGAAAAGUGUUUGCCUUGAAAGAUAUUCCUCUGAUGAAGAAAGUAUCCCCGGGUUUGGGAAAGCUAAGUACGCAACUGAAAAAAUGAAGCAGGGCUCUCGGAAGCAUAAACCAGCCCAGCUCAAGAAGAAUGAUGCUGACAAAUUGAUACAGGUUGAAGAAACUGAACAGUACGUCCAGGCUUAUAAAACAGCCGGAACUGAAGAAAAGUCUUUCCCAGAGGCCGCAAAAGGUUCUCUGAGUUUUCUGCAAUGUUGUAAGGAAAAAGACGACUCUGAUACUUGUCUGGAUAGCCCUCUUCCUCUAUGUCAGAGAUUAAAACUGAGGUUCCAAAACACUUGAAAUGAAGUUUAAAAUGUUUAACUUAGUAUUCUGGGACCAUCAGCAUUAGCAGAGGCAGAGGGAAUGUGUCUAUUUACUGUUUGGCAGAUGAAUUUAAUGUGGUUCUAUAUGUCAGGAGAUACUUUUGCCAUUUUAAUGAAAAUUAUAAUUUUAAAAAGCCUCAAAUUUCCAUUUUAAAAGAUGAUCCUUGUGAAAACUGUAGAUAAUGUAUAUUUUUUAAUAUACUUUUGCCAUUUUGUAUAUCAAUAUUGACUGUUCUUUCGUUAUAGCUUUAAAGUGUUAAUAUAGUACUAGACAGUAAAUGCUUUAUCUGUUUGCUCAUUUUCACUCAUAUCGUGCACACUCCUCUGAAGUAUUUAUUUAUAUUUCAGCUUGCUCUCAAAAGGAUAAUUUUUUAUAAUUGCCUAUAAUCUUGCAGUGUCUUCUAUUGUGACUUUUACGAGUUAUAUUUUCUCUCCACAUGAAGAUACUUUUAGUAUGCCCCUUCAGUUUGGUAACUUGAUUCUGUUUUGUAAGGAGAAAAUGGAAAAGAAGGAGUAUGAUCAAUACAUGUAGUAAAAUCAUGGUUGUAAUGCUGAAUAAACUAAGGAAAGCUACUCUUUACAUGUCUCCAGAAGUUAACAGGUAUGCCAAAUGGAAAAAGAUUGGGAAAAUAGAAUAUAUAAUCUGAACAGAAUUAGAGGUUUGCUUAGGAUCACACAGCUAGUUAAUAAUGAAGUGGAAUCAGAUUUCUUGCCUCCUGAUUUGUUGGGACUUUUUUCUGUUUUAGCUUCUAUAGCACUUUUUUCUUUUCCCCUUUGUUUUGAAAAUGAAUCUAUAUAAUACUGAGUUCAACAUCUCCAAGUAUUAAGUUGUGCAUUCAUUUAUCACUCAAAAAAUCUGAGGCAGUCAGAUUGGAAAGGAAAAGUAAAACUGUCACUAUUUGCAGAUGAUAAGAUUUUGCAUAUAAAAGAAUUCUAAGGAAUCCACCACUAGGUCUGAUAAACGAGUUCACCAAGGUGAACUCAUUUAGGAUAUGAAAUCAAUAGACAGAACUAAAUUGUAUUUCUGUAUAUCUGCAGUGAAUAAUACUGAAUGAAGUUAAGAAAAUUCUGCUUACAGUGGCACUAAAAGUAAUAAAAUACUUUGGAAUAAGUUUAACAAAAGAAGUACAAAAUGUAUGUAUUGUUGAAUGAAAAAUUUAUAAAAAAUAAAUGGAAAGAUAUCCCAUGUUCAUGGAUCUGAAGACUUGAUAUUAAGAUGGAAACUAAUUUAUAGAUUCAAGAGAAUCUCCCCAUCAAUUCCAGUCGAUUUCUUUGCAGAAACUGACAAGCUGAUUCUAAAAUUUACAUGGAAAUUUACAGGCCACAGAAUAGGCAAAGCAAUCUUAAAAAAGAAAGGGAGACUCGCCCUUAAUUCUGACUUCAAAACUUAUUACAAAGUUACAGUAAUGAAGAAUGUGUUUUCAUGGCGUAAAGGCGGACAUAUAUAUAUAGAUCAGUGCGAUAGAAUUGAAGGUCCAUAAAUACCCUCACAUUUAUGUUCGAUUGAUUUUCAACCAGAGUGCCAAGACAACUUAUGAGGAAAUACUAGUCUUCCAGCAAAUGCUACUGGCACAACCUAGUAUCCACAUACAAAAGAAUGAAGUUUAAUCCCUACCUCAUGAAAUAUACAAAAAUAACUCAAAUGGAUGAAAGACCUAAGUAUGAGAGCUCAAGCUAUAAACUCUUAGGUGAAAACAUAGACAUAAAUCUUUGUGACUUUGGAUUAGGAAAUGGUUUCUUUGAUAUGGCACCAUAAGCAUAGACAAGAAAAAAAUGACUUCUUAAAAACAAGACUUUCUGUUUCAGAGGACAUCAUCAAGAAAAUGAAGAGAUAACCCACAAAAUAGGAGGAAAUGUUUGCAAAUCAUAAAGAAUUCUUAAACCUCAAUAAUAAGACAACUCAUAAGUUGGUAAAAUACCUGAAUAGACAUUUCUCCAAAGAAAAAGUACAAAUGGCCAAUAAACCAAUGAAAAAAUUCUUGUUAAUUAUCGGAAAAUUGCAAACCAAAAUCACAAUGAGAUACAUUUCAUACUUAAUAGGAUGGCUAGAAUCAAAAAGACAUAAUAAGUGUUGGCGAGGAUGUGGAAGAAUUGGAAUCCUUGUAACCUGAUGGUAGGAAUAUAAAAAGGGGGAACCACUUUGGAAAAAGUCCAGUGGAUCCUCAAGUGGUUAAACACAGUUACUGCUUGAUGCAUCAGAUCCACUCCCAGGUGUGCACCCAAGAGAAGUGAAGACGUACAUCUACACAAAAACUUGCACACAGAUGUCCACAGCAGCAUUAUUCUGAUAGCCAAAAGGGAAAACACCCUAAUGCCCAUCAACUUAUGAGUGAAUAAAAUGUGCUUUCUCCAUGCAAUUGGCAAUAAAGAGAAAUGAAGUACUGAUAAAUAUUACAGUAUGCUAAGUGAAAGGCCAGUCACAAAAGACCACAUGUAUGAUGCAGUUUAUGUGAAAUGUUCCAAAUAAGCAAAUCCAUAAUCUGUAGAAACAGAAAGUAGACCCAUGGUUGUCAAGGUCUGGCAGGUAGGGUGGGAAAAUGAAGUAGGGAGAAGGGAAAUGACUACCAAUGGGGUGGAUUUUGAGAGGAGUAGGCAGAUGAUAAAAAUAUUCUAAAGUUGAUUGUGGGAAUGGUUGCCAAAAUAAAUAUACCAAAACCUCUGAAUUGUACAAUUUGAAUACAUAAAUUCUAUGCUAUGUGAAUUAUAAUAAAGCUGGUUUAAAAACAAAA